Messenger RNA from Talpa occidentalis (Iberian mole), 1515 nucleotides. RefSeq names its product patr class I histocompatibility antigen, A-108 alpha chain-like. Gene Ontology annotation, biological process: positive regulation of T cell mediated cytotoxicity; immune response; antigen processing and presentation of endogenous peptide antigen via MHC class I via ER pathway, TAP-independent. Gene Ontology annotation, cellular component: external side of plasma membrane. Lineage: Eukaryota; Metazoa; Chordata; Mammalia; Eulipotyphla; Talpidae. Gene Ontology annotation, molecular function: peptide antigen binding; signaling receptor binding. The transcript has 8 exons. Bases 4 to 1176 code for a protein of 390 amino acids. The record is from RefSeq and is a predicted model, not a curated record.
UGCAUGGGAGUGUUCAUUGUGUUACAGGACAAGGAGAGGAGCACCCCAGGCCCCGCAAACCUGUCUGCUCUAAAUAGGCUCUGCCAUCCACUGCAUCAACACAAAACAUGUCUCUCACCAACAUCAGUUUCAGCACCAAAAGGCCCCCACUCCCUGAGGCUUUUCUACACCACGUUGGCCCGGCCCGGCCUCGGGGAGCCCCGCUACAUCGCCGUGGGCUACGUGGACGACACGCAGUUCGGGCGGUUCGACAGCGACUCUCUGGGCCAGAGCGCGGAGCCGCGGGCGCCCUGGGCGGGGCAGGCGGUGCAGGAGGAGCCAGAGGACUGGGACAAGGAGACGCGGCACCAAAGGGACAACACACGGUGGUCCCGAGCGCACCUGGACUCCCUGCGCGGCCUCUACAACCAGAGCGAGACCGGGACAGGGUCUCACACCCUCCAGGAGAUGUUUGGCUGCGACGUGGGGCCCGACGGGCGCCUCCUCAGUGGGUAUGUGCAGUUCGCCUACGAAGGCGCGGAUUACCUGGCCCUGAACGAGGACCUGCGCUCCUGGACCGCUGCGGACAUGGCUGCUCAGAUCACCCGGCGCCAGUGGGAGGCCCGGGGUGAGGCUGAGAAGAUCAGGAACUUUGUGGAGGGCAGGUGCCUGAGGUGGCUGCUCAGAUUCCUGGCGCACGGGAAGGAGACUCUGCAGCGCACGGAUCCCCCAAAGACACGCAUGACCCACCACCCCUCCAGUGACCAUGAGGUCAUCCUGAGGUGCUGGGCCCUGGACUUCUACCCUGCGGACAUCACCCUGACCUGGCAGCGAGAUGGGGAGGACCUGACCCAGGAGAUGGAGCUGGUGGAGACCAGGCCUGGGGGAGAUGGAACCUUCCAGAAGUGGGCGGCUGUGGUGGUGCCUUCUGGCGAGGAGCAGAGAUACACGUGUCACGUGCAGCAUGAAGGCCUGCUGGAGCCCCAAGUCCUGAGAUGGGUGCCCCCUCCUCAGUCCUCCAUCCCUACCACGGGCAUCUUUGCUGGCCUGGUUCUCCUUGGAGCUGUGCUCACUGGAACUGCGGUGGCUGCAGCUGUGAUGUGGAGGAAGAAACGCUCAGGAGGAAAAGGAGGAAGCUACACUCAGGCUGCAGGCAGCAGCAGUGCCCAGGGCUCUGAUGUAUCUCUCAGCCCCUAAGGAUCUUUUACAAUGAACCUGUUGAGUCUCCUGUUGUGCACACCCUGGACAGAAGGAUGAUGGUGUCACUGUUGUUCUUAACUGUGAUAUUGAGCAUUUGAUCAUAUUUUUACUUUUCUAUGACUAAAGUUGCUGUUUGUAAGGAAAUUUUGUACAUUUUUACAGAUGAGUUGCCAUUCAUUUAUUACACUAUUUUGUCCUUAUUAAAAUUGGGUUAUUUCUUUCUGAUCAUUGAGUUUUAGGCAUUAUUUGUAGAUACCAUCCUUUAACAGAUUCGUGAUUUGCAAAUGUUUCUCCCCACUCUGUGACCUGAACUCCUUUACUGUUGGGAAAACAAAC